Molecule: messenger RNA, 2453 nt
Organism: Notolabrus celidotus (New Zealand spotty)
Lineage: Eukaryota; Metazoa; Chordata; Actinopteri; Labriformes; Labridae
Exons: 6
Coding region: 236-1813 (525 amino acids)
Biological process (GO): cell surface receptor signaling pathway; negative regulation of T cell proliferation; T cell costimulation
Cellular component (GO): external side of plasma membrane
Source: RefSeq, a predicted model, not a curated record
GGAGUCUGAGCUCCUGUUCACACUCAGUGACGUUAAAGUGUAAUCUCCUCUACAUGUUAUUUCCCUUCAUGUAUAUAAACUAGAGACUGUAUAUAAACAUGUCUGCAUGUUGAAUCGUUACCUCUCGCGUCACUGCCAGGUGAGACAGACUCCUCCCACAGUCCGCCUCCAGGCUCUUCAUGUGAAUCGAAACUUACAGUAAGUUUAAUGAGAGGUGGAGGAAGAGUCAUUUCUCAUGUUUGUUCCUGGACCUUCUUCCUUGAAGAUGUUGGUGCUGUUUUUGAUCCUCGUGCAGGUUUCCCAGCAUGCCUUGGGUGAUGAGGUCUCUAAGGGGCUGUGGGUGAAUGAGGGUCAAAAGUCUGUCGUGCUGCCCUGCUUCAUUCCUGGAGGACUUGGAGACAUCACCUCAGUGGUGUGGACCCGCUUUGACCUCGAUCCUCCAGUCCUCCAGCAGCAGCGUGAUCCGGAUAUAGUUUUGAACCCGCAGUACAGCAGCCGUACAUCUAUAUCAACUGACUUUUUAGGGAUCUUCUACAGAGACUUAAGCCUCACCCUGGACAAGCCUCGCCUCUCUGACAGCGGCACAUACACCUGCACUGUCCACAGCAGAGUUCAUGGAGUUAUGCAGAGAAUCGUAAAGCUACAGGUUACAGAACCGUUCACCUUACUAAUCAGCAUCUGGGUUGUCCACUGUGUGCUGUGUAUUGUGGCUCUGGUUGUUGUUGUUGCUCUGGGAGUUGCAGCUUACCUUUGGAUAAACACCAUCACAGUGUCCCAGGUGGAGGUGAGUGAGGGGGAGAGCUUUGUGAAACUUCCUUACAUAACAAUGGUCAGGUUGCCCGAGGACCACACCGUGGAGUGGAGUCGCUGCACCCACGAGACGAUGAAGGUCCACGUGUAUCACAAUGCCAGCAGCCAUAUCAUUGAUCAGGACCAGAUUUACCGGGGACGUACAAGCAUGAAGCAGGGAUCACGAACCAAUGGAGAACUCAUUCUGAGGGACUUUAGUCUGACCCUGAAGGACCCCUGCUACAGGGACAGUGGCACCUACAUCUGCACCGUGCAUAGGGGGCGAGAGAUCCUGAUGCAGAAAGUAAUACGGCUGCAUGUCAAAGUGGCUCAGGAGAAGGUGGAGACAGGGGAUUGGUCCAAAACCUUCACGCUGCCCUUCGUAACAACAGCUCAGCUGCCUGAAGAUUCCACGGUGGAGUGGACGCGCUCUGAGCCCAAAAACAUGACGGUCCAUGUGUUCGAGAACGGCAAAGAUCAGCCCUGCAAACAGGAUGAGUGUUACCUCGGUAAGACCAGGAUGAACAGUGACCCUCUGCGAUCCAGAGACCUCAGUCUGACCGUCUCUAACUCAGGCUGCAGUGACACAGGGACCUACAUCUGCACGGUCCGCAGGGAGGGAUUCAUCCUGGCCCAGAAGAAGGUUCUUCAUCGGGUCAGAGGCGGGACUUAUGAGACCGUGGAGGUGGAUUGGACGGCCCAAACCGUCAAGCUGCCGUGGUUGAUCAAAGCUGACCUGCCUGAGCAUGCGUCAGUGGAGUGGAAACGUUCAAUGGAAGGAAACAAUAUUUACACCAGGAAGGUGCAUGUGUUUAAAGAUGGUCAGGACCAACCCGACCAACAGGACCAGUCAUACCAAGGCCGCACCACCAUGAGGAGAAACCCACUGCAGAGCGGAGAUCUGAGUCUGACUUUAAACGACCCCAACUUUCAAGAUCACGGGACUUACAAGUGUGUUGUCCAAGUGAACGGAGAAACUGUGUGGGAGAAGACAGUGCAGCUCCAAGGUCAGUACUGGAGAUAGAGGUCAGAGGUCGAACCACUUCAGCUGCCUCAUCCAUCAGGUGGAGACUCCUGUGUGUGUUUACUGGGACUUGAGGGUGUGGUUGUUUGUUGUGUGUGUAUGAGCUGGUGGUGGGAUCCACGUGGUCUUGGUUUUAUAAGCUGGUGGUGGGAUCCACGUGGUCUUGGUUUUGUAAUGGUGGCGGGAUCCACCUGGUCUUGGUCUUGCAAUGGUGGUGGUGUAUGAAUGUGUCUUCAUGGUGAAUCACAGUGUAGCAGAGCCGACAGAGACCUUCCUGUCUGUGGGGAUGGUUUAAAGUUACCCUGACGCUGAGCUGACCUCCAACCAGCUCCUCUGUAGACCUGAAAGAGUCCCUGAAACCAGGAGAGGUAGAGACCACAGCAACAAGGUUCACAGCUGAGACAUUACCUCAUUUAGUUUUAAAGACCAGUCCAGGUCCCAUUCACCUGGUCUAACGUUACCUUCAAUGUCCACUUUAAUGUGGAUCACAACAAAGAAGAGGAUCAGGUUUGAACUGGACCCUGAGUGUAAAUGUUCAGUACAAUAUUAGUCUGUAUUUUAUUUAGUCUUAUUUAUGACAUAUUAUGAAAUAUUGUCAAUGUGAAGGAUGUGUUAUCAAUAAAGUUGAUUUGAAUAAGGA